AUGCGUCUUCGUUUUGGCAGUGAGGGGGGGAAAAUGGCAGAUUCAAGUGAUUCGGUUUCCAUUGAUAUGGAAAUGAUCUCUCUAGGCGGCAAGGAGUACCUUGUGAAAACUCGCCUUGGUACGGUUUCUGUUGUUGUGUUUGGAGACCAAGAUAAGCCGGCCCUUGUUACCUAUCCGGACUUAGCUCUGAAUCAUAUCUCCUGUUUCCAAGGCUUGUUCUUUUGCCCAGAAGCUAGUUCCUUACUCCUGCACAACUUUUGCAUAUACCAUAUAAGUCCUCCCGGGCAUGAGUUGGGAGCUGCUCCGAUCAGUUCCGAUGACUUUAUUCCUUCCGCUGAUGACUUGGCAGAUCAGAUUCUUGAGGUUCUCAACUUUUUCGGGCUUGGCGCCGUAAUGUGUAUGGGAGUUACAGCUGGAGCAUAUAUUCUUACCCUCUUUGCGAUGAAAUACCGACAACGCGUCCUUGGGUUAAUACUCGUUUCACCGCUCUGCAGACUGCCUUCAUGGACAGAAUGGUUGUUGAAUAAGGUGAUGUCGAAUUUGCUUUAUUUCUACGGCAUGUGCGGCAUGGUGAAGGAGUUAUUGCUCAAGCGAUACUUCAGUAAGGAAGUUCGUGGUAGCGUUGUGGUACCAGAAUCCGAUAUAGUUCAGGCAUGCAGAAGAUUGCUUGACGAAAGGCAGAGUACAAAUGUUUGCCGAUUCCUUGAAGCAAUGAACGGGAGACCCGACCUUAGUGAAGGACUGAGGAAACUCCAUUGUCGUUCGCUAAUAUUUGUCGGUGAGAACUCUCCGUUCCAUUCCGAGGCUCUUCACAUGACAUCGAAAUUAGAUAGAAGAUACACUGCCCUAGUGGAGGUUCAGGGAUGCGGGUCAAUGGUGACAGAGGAGCAACCCCAUGCCAUGUUGAUACCGAUCGAGUACUUUCUGAUGGGAUACGGCUUAUACCGGCCGACUCUAAGCAUUAGCCCGAGAAGUCCUUUGAGUCCGUCUUGCAUCUCUCCGGACCUCCUUUCGCCGGAAAGCAUGGGCUUGAAGCUGAAACCGAUUAAAACCCGGAUUUCUUUGUAAGUUGGAGAGGUAAGAUGACAUGGAAACUGCAACAUCACGUUUUCUAAUACAUGCAUAUAUAUGUGUGUAA
Hibiscus syriacus is the source of this 1138-nucleotide messenger RNA. RefSeq names its product protein NDL2-like. Bases 1 to 1068 code for a protein of 355 amino acids. The transcript has 11 exons. NCBI's taxonomy places the organism in Eukaryota, Viridiplantae, Streptophyta, Magnoliopsida, Malvales, Malvaceae. The record is from RefSeq and is a predicted model, not a curated record.